CCCUUGCAGUCCUCAGCCGGUCGAUCGGUUGUCUCGGCUUCUCGUCACACUGUAUCCUGGCUCUGAUUAGUCGAAGUUUCUGGGCGUUCCCCUCCUGCAGCCGGGUGUGCGGUGUGCUACCGGCGCCGACAUGGCGGUCCUUGGUGUGCAGCUGGUGGUGACCCUGUUCACUGCCACCCUCAUGCACCGGCUGGCCCCACACUGCUCCUUCGCGCGGUGGCUGCUUUGCAAUGGCAGUCUGUUCCGGUACAAGCACCCUACUGAGGAGGAACUUCGAGCUCUGGCAGGGAAACCGAGGCCCAGAGGCAGGAAGGAUCGGUGGGCCAAUGGCCUUAGUGACGGGAAACCAUUGUCAGUCCCCCGAGAUGCCCCUUUCCAGCUGGAGACCUGUCCCCUCACCGCUCUGGAUGCUCUAGUCCUGCGCUUCUUCCUGGAGUACCAGUGGUUCGUGGACUUUGCGUUGUACUCGGGAGGUGUGUUCCUUUUCACCGAGGCCUACUACUAUGUGCUGGGCCCCACUAAGGAGGUCAACAUUGCUGUGUUCUGGUGCCUGCUCACUGUGGUCUUCUCCUUUAAGGUGUUUCUGACUGUGACCCAGCUGUACUUCAGUGCCAAGGAGGGCGGUGAGCGCUCUGUGUGCCUUACCUUCGCUUUUAUCUUCCUCCUCCUGGCCAUGUUGGUGCAAGUGGUUCGUGAAGAGACCCUGGAGCUGGGCCUGGAGCCAGGCCUGGCCAGCAUGACCCAGAACCUGGAGCCCAUUCUGAAGAAGCAGGGCUGGGACUGGGCACUCCCCGUGGCCAAGCUGACUAUCCGAGUGGGGCUGGCUGUGGUGGGUUCCAUGCUAGGUGCUUUCCUCACCUUCCCUGGCCUGCGGCUGGCCCAGACCCACCGGGACGCGCUGACCCUGUCUGAAGACCGGCCUCUGUUGCAGCUGCUCCUGCACACAAGCUUCUUGUCCCCCCUGUGCAUCCUGUGGCUCUGGACCAAGCCUGUGGCCCGGGACUUCCUGCACCAGGCACCCAUGGGGGUCGAGACCUACUCUCUGCUGUCGGACGAGGCCUUCGACUCGCUGCGCCUCUGGGUGUUGGUGGCACUGUGUCUGCUGCGGUUGGCCGUGACCCGGCCGCACCUGCAGGCCUACCUGUGCCUGGCCAAGGCGCGCGUGGAGCAGCUGCGCAAGGAGGCGGGCCGCAUUGAGGCCUGCGAGAUCCAGCAGCGGGUGGUCCGGGUCUACUGCUACGUGACGGUGGUGAGCCUGCAGUACCUGACGCCGCUCAUCCUCACGCUGCACUGCACGCUGCUGCUCAAGACGCUGGGCGGCUACUCCUGGGGCCUGGGUCAGGCCCCUUCCGCACUCAUGUCGACCCCAUCCUCAGCCAAUGCUGUCUCUGUAGGCCCUGGGGAGGAUGAAGCCCAGCAGACAGCGGCCCAGCUCGCAGGGGCCCUGGGCGGUCUGCUAGCACCCCUCUUCCUCCGCAGCGUGCUGGCCUACCUCAUCUGGUGGACUGCAGUCUGCCAGCUGCUCUCCAGUCUCUUCGGCUUGUACUUCCACCAGCACCUGGCAGGCUCCUAGACCAUGACACUCCCGGGGCCCUGGAGUCUGGUCCCUGCCCACCAAGAGGUGCCUGCCCUGGGCAUGUGUGCCUCAGUGUCCCCAGCUGACCUGGGUGGCAGGACUCCUUGCCAUCCCUUUCACUGAAUGUCUGGGCUGUGGACCCCUUGAUGCUGGCUCCCCUGUGCCUGGAGGCCAUGGUCACAUUGUGAGUGAGUGUGCGUGUGUGCCUGUGUGUGUGUGUGUGUGUGUGUGUGUGUGUGUGUGUACACCUGCUCUCAAUAAAAGGGGCAGGCCGUUUUUUACACUUGGGAUCCCACUGGCUGAGAUGAGCUGGGAGACCUAGUUGGGGAGAAGGUCCUGGAAGAGUGGAACUCCAAGAUGCUCUGAGGUGGCUAGGAGAGAGUUAGGGGCAGGACUCAGGGAGAACUCACCUAACACAGGGAGGCCCUGGGAUCCUUCCCUAGCAUCAGGAGGCAGGGAGAAUCACCACACUGGUUUCCCCAGCAGCACACUCAAGAGGCUGAGGCAGGGAUUUUGAGUUGGAGGCUGGCCUGGGCUAAUAACAAGACUGUGUGUUAAAAAACAAAACAAACAGCAAAUGAGAGAGUCCCAGCUGGGAGGAAGGUGAAGAGACAGGAGAAAAAUUGUCCCCUGUGCCACAGCUGUGAGGGUGAUUGCUGUCGUGUUGUGAGGCCUUGGUACUCGUGACCACUGGCUCUAGACUGAGGUAGGAUCCCCAGGGUGUGUGGCACAUGUGUAUUUAUAUAAGAUAAUGUGAGUUGUGUGACCUGUAUAUGCAAAAUAUAUACUGAGAAUAAAAAAAGUGGAGUGCUGGC
Molecule: messenger RNA, 2391 nt
Organism: Nannospalax galili (Upper Galilee mountains blind mole rat)
Lineage: Eukaryota; Metazoa; Chordata; Mammalia; Rodentia; Spalacidae
Gene: Tmem161a
Product: transmembrane protein 161A
Exons: 12
Coding region: 131-1573 (480 amino acids)
Source: RefSeq, a predicted model, not a curated record